This is a messenger RNA of Formica exsecta, 1998 nucleotides long. RefSeq lists its product as uncharacterized. The transcript has 2 exons. The record is from RefSeq and is a predicted model, not a curated record. The coding region runs from base 139 to 1998 and encodes 619 amino acids. NCBI's taxonomy places the organism in Eukaryota, Metazoa, Arthropoda, Insecta, Hymenoptera, Formicidae.
UGGGAAGAUGCAAUCUGAAUUUUCGAUGUGAUUUUGUUCUUGAUACAUUGAUCCUGCAGAAGAGUUCUGCAUCGAUAAAUCGAGGAUAUUUUACUGCCCCAAGUGUAGAAACCAUAGCAAAUUUUUAAUUGUCGUAAUAUGGCGGCUUUCAAUGGAGUUCGUGUGCUACCAGAUAUACCGAAGAACGUACCGAACAUGGAAACUUUAAUCCAAGAGUUCGAGACAGGCCCUAGAUCGUCCAGUCGCCAGAACACCGUUUCAGAAUCGUCGACUUCAAACGGUGGCAGCUUCGUUAAGAAGAUUGUCGAAGCUUACGAGUCGAGUAUUAGAGCAUCUAUUGAAAAUAUUGAAGAAGAACACGCUAGCAAAAGAUCCGGUCUUUUUAACACCAUCCGAAACCAGAAGAACAUAGAAAAGAGCGAUUCAAGUCCCUCGAUAUACGGCGAACUCGGCAGUAAUCUUAAAAAUACAUCCGAGAUAUCUUCCGUGUCUUCCGUCGUCAAGAAGCACGAUCUCGAAGACGAUUUCGUGAUGCCUAAUCGCUGCCAUUCGAAGAACGACAAAAUGACAGACAUUUUAAAGACGUGGUCGGGAAUCUCUUCCAAGAUAAAUAAGUAUGGUUUUAUGAGAGAAUUGACGAAUAUUCGACCCAAUUCCUCGAAAAAAAGCGAAACUGAAACUCUGAAGAGGAAAGGUCAAAUAUUCUAUAGUCCCUCGGAAAGCGAGGGAAAAUAUAAAUCGAAAAAUAAUAUGCCGCUGAUCUGCUCGAGUCCUUUGGAGGAUGUUAACGACAAAGAUAUGGACUAUGAGGUGGAUCCUCUUGACAAUAUCUUGACGAAUUCUCGUGAUUCGAGUAAUGCUAGCAAUAAUAGUUACAAGAAUUUACAAGUCGAUUUGUACGAUUUCGAGAACGAAGAUUGCAAAUUUGAAUUAUCCUUAACUUCAUCGCAAUCGUUGAGUUCUUCCUCGAGAUCGUUGUGUGACGACACGUCGAGCAGUCAUGCCAAUGAUAAUUUGCUGUUAGAGUCAUCCUUCCAAGACAUUACCGUUGUACCUUCCAAAGAUGUUUUAAACGAUCACAAGAAUCCUCAGGCUGUGGAACAGAUAUUAAAACCCUGCUCCGACUUCAAUCGAGAAUCGCCGCGAGUGAUCGGCGUUUCGCUGAAGCGGCCGAUCGAGAUCGACAAUGAUACCUCCGUGACAUGGAUACCGGUGCUGGACGAGAAGUUGCCGCAAAAGAAGUCAUUGAAGAAGAUACUGUCAGUGUUUAAUCGAGCUAAGCUAUCGUUAAAUCACAGGAAGAUCGGCAAGAAAUCGAAGGAGAAGCAAUCGAAGAAACAACAUAUUUUUGACUCGGGAUUUAUCGAACAAUGUCCGUCUGUGUCAUCUUCCUCUUCCCAACAAUCCUGGCACUCUGAUGCCAGUCACGUCGACGACGAGCCAUCGACGCAACCGACUUUCGGAACAUUUGGCCGUCCGAAAUGCGUCAGUGAGCAUUGCACUGAGAGGACGGUCGAGAAUCGGAUAAUGUUGACCGAAAUACUUAAUGCUCCGCAGCUCGCAAGCGAUUUUGUACCUUCCGAUCCGAAUUCCUGGAUAUCCCCGCGCAGUUCAGCUUAUUUGGGCAAAGAGUACCGUCAGGACGUCGAAUCCUCCUCGGAGAGAAAUACGAGCACUGCGAGUUUUUCGAAGUCGAGGUUUUUCUGCAGAUACCCAUCUCUUCCUAAGCACCCACAUUUGAUCCGCAGUAGCAUCCCCAAGCAUCCUUUUGUUGCGCAGACGAAAAUGGAUCAGAUAGAGGAGGAGGAAGCGAUGGCAGAGAAAACGAUGCGGUGUAACGAAAAGGUCGAACAAAAACCUGAUACGCUUGAAUUGACAAUGAGAUGUUCGACUACAUUGCCCAUACCUGUGCCUCAAUCUGCAUUAAACAUCUCGUAUCUCAGGACGCCCAAAUGCACGGAUUCAUCUACGAGUAGCAAUUAUGAUCUGCCAAAGUAA